Molecule: messenger RNA, 11346 nt
Organism: Pocillopora meandrina
Lineage: Eukaryota; Metazoa; Cnidaria; Anthozoa; Scleractinia; Pocilloporidae
Source: the annotation of a GenBank genome assembly
AUGGCUACAGGAAGAAGUUCAAUUAAAGUUCCAUGUGAAAAUGAAGACUUACCCGACAGAGAAAAUGCACCAGAUUUUGACGAGGACACUUUACGAGGUGAGCUAGGUUCAACUUCGGCUUCAGUUAUUGUUAGAGCAAUUUCUAUUCGAUCAGUUUCAAGAAUGCAAGCAGAUGUGGAAAAGGAUAUAUACAAUGUAUGACCACUUUAAAGGAUAUUUGGCCAGUCAUGACUCUCUUCUAUGAUUACAAUAUGCUGUUCAUUGAGAAGAUCUAUGACACAGAAACUUUUGCUAUUUUCUUUUCUAACAGUUCAAAGAAAUAACACAAAGUUAUAAUAAGUUAAGACUUUAUUUGAUCAUCAUAUAACAUCCAUUGUAAGUUUGCAUCAUAGGUACCAUCAUCAUCAUCAUCACCAUCAUCUUUCUAGUUAAUGAAACAUAAUCACUUUGAAACCUUCAACAUUCCCUCCUUUCUCCUCGAGCAACCCACAGGCAUUUGAUCUUCAUCCAAGCCAAAGAGGGUGGGCGGGGGGGGGGGAGGGGGCUAAAUCUGCCUGACUGGCGUUAGGGAAUUUGAAUAAAAACUGUCACAUCUAAUUUCCAGUAGAGUACAAGUGUUAAGAGGCGAUCUCUGUAAGAGCGGUCCAGGGCAUUUCGCAUCGGAAAAAAGUUUUCCCUCAAACUUUUCCCAAUAAACUAUCUUUGGUUACAAGUAAAUAAAAGCACAUUAGUUUCUGGAAAUACGUUAACAUAAAAUUUUUAGAGCUCUCAAAAGUCAAAGCUGCAAAAGGCCCUUUUUUGACCUCUUGCGACAUCGAAAAUUUCAAAUGUUGAAUAGCCCGGUCCUCGUAUCACACCGCAUGCAGCAAAAAAUAUUUUGUAUUCUUAAAGUGUGUGAUAUAUAAGGUGUAUAAAAUGCAUUUCAAUUUUGAUAUUCGUUUAUUCAGAGGCUCGUCAUAAUUGAUUUAAAAACACUCGUUGGACAGCUUUCUGAAAUUGGUUAAAAGUACUCUUUCUUUCUCGGUUGAUAUUGCUCAAGUCCAGACCAGACCAUUAAAAACUCCGCUUGAUUUCUGCUAAUAAGAUGUUUGGCUGCAGAAAAAUAUAAAAACAUCUUGCACUUAUUGAUUUUCUUCGCCGAAGUGACUUCGAACUUUUAGCGAUAUUGCUAGCGUGACAGCCGAUUAUGCAAAUUAUUCAUUGAGCAAACUCCGACCGUUUUAUGUGAGUAGCUGAAUGAAUCUUAGCUUUUGACCAUUAUAAGUCGAAAAUAAAGUAGAAAAUAUAGUGGAAAGAGCUUUAAGACCACACCGAUUAGUACCUUAAACAUUUUAAAAGGCCUAAAUUUUGACCUUUUUUAUUAUCUCGUGACGAAAGACGUCAACAACAACGUAUCGAAUAUCAUAAUUUGAUUGGCGCUCGCAAACCCCUUUUAAAUAAUUUGGCUUCUGUUAUUUCAUAUUCGAGUUCUGACAGCUUACGCUAUUAAAACCUGUAUGAACAUUUCAAAACCAAACUACAGGAUUCUAUUUAGUGUAACCGGCGAUAACAGCACACACUGAGAUACACCGUGACCACUGUCACAUAAUUCAAUUGUAUAAUUAUCCUGAAUUGCUUCUCCCUUCGUAAUAAAGCAGCGAUAACAUCGCCUUUUGGAUCAGAAUUCUGGUCGGCAGAAAUAAGAGAAAUUUUGUCUGCACACCGGUCUUUAUGAAAGUUUCUAUUCAGUACUCUAGAGAGUUCUUGUGGAAAAGGACCCCGCGAUUUUUGAGGAAAUAAAUUAUUACGUUACGUGUCACCUCAUUUUUCCAACAAUUAGCUAUAUCUAUAUCUUAAAGCGCGUAAUUUUAUUAGCUGUAAUUUAUAUGUCUCUUUCGGUACUGGUUUGCUUGGGAUUAAUAACAAAAAAUUCUUGAAGCGGUAUUCGCCACAAGAAGUCCUGUUUUCAGUUGCGUUCCUCAGAAACUUCGUUCGGAGACUCACGAGGAGUUUCCGGUUUGUUUAACUUGCCUCAGAGUACUGACUCAAUAAAGAGUCAUCUCUGCUUAAUCCUUUUGUCAAAAGAGAGUUUCAAAGAAGGAGAGCUUAUCUUUGCAAGGGCUGGCCUGUUCGAUGUAGAAGACUCAGUUAUGGCAAAAUGUGAGUCUGCGCAAAGCAUAGGCACACUUAUGGGAAGUUCUGGCGCCAAAGUUCAGCGUGCCAGUAUCCGACACACCCUGGUAGUGAUUCCAAAUGGGUAAAGAGCCGGUAUUCUGUCAAUUUGCAAAUGUCAAAGGCCAUUUCUAAGAUGUAUGGCGUUCUAUAGAGGUUUAGACAAUACUGCAGCUGAGGGAGCGGAUGGUUUCAAAGAUUUUUCUCCAAAUUAUAGACGAAUUGGAAAGCGUGGUAGCAGAAAAGGACUAGCGUAAAGAAGUUGGGAAGAGGCUUUAGGAGAGCAGGUUGUAUUUGAAGACUAAAUACCGUAAUCACUGCGAAGAGGAAGAUAGAAAAUGUGCCGAUCACUGUAGGGUCUUUGCACUGAGCCAUGCUGGUGACACUGACGUUCAGAAAGUAUGCAGUCACAGUCACAACGUGAGGUGUGAGGAUUGUGAGAAGCUGAAGAGUAUUUUUCAAUGAGUAAAAGGCGCUAUUUCUGAGUACACAAUGCAGUUGGGUAGGUUUCAGAGAGAGGCGAGGAACACAGUAAUGGAUGAGAUAGGAUUGAAACAUCCAAUCAUGUUUGAUAUCUAUGACGUGUGCUCGUGGCAAGAGAAGCAAGGUUGCCUAGCCUCAAAGUCAAGAUGCUAAGAGACAUGUGCAAACAUUUUGAGCUCGCAUUCAAAAUGCAAGAUACAAAUGCAGCACCUCUUGCAAAAAUGGAGGAAAUGAUUUCGGAGUGCAGAUGUUAUGCAAUCUAGUUAUGACGUCCACCCGUUAAUUAUGCAAAUGCAAUAUCCUUUUUCACAAGAACUCUUCAAACUUAUGAGAAGGGACUGUUAUGCAGACAGGCGUGACGACCAAAUAUCAUUUUUUUCCCUUUCAGCUAGAAAUCCGAGCAAUCGCUGCUUUAUUUAGACGUGAGAAGUAUUCAGGACAAUUACACGAUGGAAUUACGUGACAGAGUCAAUGGUCACGGUGUAUUUCUGUAUUUCUGUGUGUGCUGUUAUCGCCGGUUACACUAAAUAGAAUCCAGUAGUUUGGUUUUGAAAUAUUCAUACAGGUUUGAAUAGCGUAAGCCAUCAGAACUCAAAUGUGAAAUAACAGAAGCCAAAUUUUUAAAAAAGAGUUCGCGAGCGCUAAUCAAAUUAUGAUAUUCGAUACGUUGUUGUUGACGUCUUUCGUCACGAGAUAUUAAAAAUUGUCAAAUUUUGGCCUUUUGAAAAGCUUAAAGUAUUAAUCAGUGUGGUCUUAAAGCUUUGUCCUACUGUAUUUUCUACUUAAAAUGGUUAAAAUCUAAGAUUUAUUGAGCUACUCAUAUAAAACGGUCGGAGUUUGCUCAAUGAACUAAUUUGCAUAAUCGGCUGUCACGCUAGCAAUAUCGCUAAAAGUUUGAAGUCACCUCGGCGAAGAAAAUCAAUAAGUGCAAGAUGUUUUUAUAUUUUUCUGCAGCCAAACAUCUUAUUAGCAGAAAUCAAGCGGAGUUUUUAAUGGUCUGGUCUGGACUUGAGCAAUAUCAACCAAGAAAGAGAGAGUACUUUUAACCAAUUUCAGAAAGCUGUUCAACGAGCGUUUUUAAAUAAAUUUUGACGAGCCUCUGAAUAAACGAAUAUCAAAAUUGAAAUGCAUUUUAUACACCUUAUAUAUCACACACUUUAAGAAUACAAAAUAUUUUUUGCUGCAUGCGGUGUGAUACGAGGACCGGGCUAUUCAACUUUUGAAAUUUUCGAUGUCGCAAGAGGUCAAAAAAGGGCCUUUUGCAGCUUUGACUUUUGAGAGCUCUAAAAAUUUUAUGUUAACGUAUUUCCAGAAACUAAUGUGCUUUUAUUUACUUAUUACCAAAGAUAGUUUAUUGGGAAAAGUUUGAGGGAAAACCUUUUUUCCGAUGCGAAAUGCCCUGAACCGCUCUUACAGAGAUCGCCUCUUAAUUAUCAUUGAAUAUGGAGGUGUUUAAGGUAGAUAGAGUACUUUCACUAACAAAUGGCUCAGAAGAAAUAAGGCUUCAAGGUCUAGGUUUUAAAGCUUGGUCAAUUAGUUUUUAAAGCUUGAUCAAUUAGUUGAAAGUGAAAUUGCUAAUUAUUUCGCCUUUUACAUAAUAUUGUGUGGGGCAAUUGAACAUUUUAUUAAUUUUUCCCAGGGAAUAGGAAUUUUAGGAAACCUAUCUCCAAAAUCUCUCAUCUCCAGGGGUUUGCCUCGAAUUAAGUGAUGCUUAUAAUUCUCAUCAUUAUUCUUACCCAUGUUGUCACCUACAUUGUUAGCAUCAUCAUAACUAUUGAAAAUCUGCAGAUUUUAAAUCUCCAGAUUUUAAAUCUCCAGAUCUUGGCAGCUCUGACUAUACACGAAUAAUUAUUAACUACGACCACAGACUUUGACACCCAUUUUUUAAUUUUUUUUCGAAUUAUUUUAUUUUUUCUUUGCAGCCACAGCUGAUGUUUAUAGGAAUGAGGGUAAUGAGGCCUUCAAGAAAGGAGAUUUCAUCAAUGCUAUUCAUUAUUACACCAAAGGAAUUAAAAUGAACUGCAAUGACAAAGAACUGAAGGCCAAACUGUACAACAACAGGGCAAUUGCACAUUUUAAACUUGGUAAGAUGAUGAGAGCUUUAAUAUGCAUUUUUUUUCUAUUUUGAAGCUAUUGAGUUGUCAGUAGUAGUUUUCUGAAAAAGGUGAUAAUUUUGAAUGCAUGCCCGGAAAAAUUUACAUCUUAUCUUGGCCUCUCAAAUAUACAAAGAAGUAACCUCUUACCCCAGAUAUCAAUGAGCAUCACAAGUUUUUCCCAAAAUUAUAGUAAUGGUAGUUGGUUUGCAACAUGUAUGGCUAAUCAGAGAUAUUUAUUUCAAUAACAGGAAAUCACCAGGAUUCACUAAGGGAUGCAGAAGCAGCCAUUGAGUUAAAUCCAACUUUCCUUAAGGCAAUUGUGAGAGGUUAGAUAUGUUAGCUGUGCUAUAAUAAUAAUAAUAAAAAAGAACUCAACACUCUAAGGUUAAAUGAGGUUAAAUGGAGUUCAAUCUUGUCUCAAUUGAGUUUAAUUAAGAGGUCGAGACCACCCUGAUGUACAUUUGAAUCCAGCUCUUGACUGUUACGCCAAUACUUUCCAUUAAUCAUGAUGAGAAUAUUAUUUUGAACGGGAUGAAGAACUCAAUGCGGAAUGUAAAGCAAAAUUUCAGCAUGAAUAUUUUAGUUCCUUAAGUUCAAUGAGUCACAGGUGUCAGAUAUGUUAAGAGCAUGUCCAUGAGAGCACCAGGCAGUCCUGUUACAUGCCAUCUCACCGAUUUCAGUUUAAAGGGUCUACCCAAAACUCAAAAAGACAAACUGGUUUCUGUUUUGGUUUUUUUUCCGGGGGGAGAUAGACCACCCCCCGGUUUUUCUUGGUUUUCACCAAGGAAAUCGCUUCAAAUAGGUAAAUGUAUGAAGCUCUCACUGCGAUGGUAUUUAAUCGAUUACUUUGAGGAUUUGCACACAUAUUUUUACAUCCUUGGUUAAUUUCUCUUGCGAGUAUCAGUCAGUUUGAUUGACGGCUUGUCAAUCAACAGAGGCAAAUAUACGACUGUGUUUUUAGACUUUUCGAUUCAUCCAAAUAUUUGACGACUUUGAGGUCAAAUAUCUCCCGUUUCCAGAAAGCUGCAACACUUAUCUUAAUUACCCUUUAUAACCCAUCAUUUCAUCUCUGAAAAUCAUCAAAAAAAUCUUUGGGCACUACCGUAUUUUUAUCUUGGAUGCCUUUUAAAAUCUGCGACUGUUACAAGUUUCUCUCAACUGCACCUGUCACGCAAUUCUUGCUCUAGGCGGUCACUUGACAAAAUAAACCUACAUUGUUUUCGCUCUUUAUACAAGAUGAUUGAUCACGAAAGGUGAAAAGUGUGAAAAACUUUCGAGAUUUUUUGUAGGAAUGGAAAAUUUCACGUUUAGAGAGAUGCAUGUAGACGAAAAAUCAAUGGGAAAAUCGUAGCGUUUCUUUCUUCAGUCGUUUAUUACUUUGAAGAUUUGCUAAAAACAUCAGAUAUGGCUUUUGUACGGCACAAAACAUUCAUUAGUCUAUAAUUUGAUGGUUUAUCAUCAUCAUUGCUCAUUUUAGGAGAUUUUAAAGGCAUAUGCUGUGUGUUGGCUGAUAUUACUACAUGUUCCAGUGUGCUACAACUUCGGCUUUUAAAGACGAGAAAUUCUGCGCUCUCGCUUGAGAGCAAAUAUCAAUAGUUCUAUCGGACUAAAAACUGUGCUUCUAUCCCGAAAAUGAAAUUAAAAUAGUGUUGUCAUUGUCACUUACCGCCAUCGAACAUUUCCAUGCAGAACUCCGCUAAGCUAACAUCUGUUGUGUGACCCGAAGACUCUCCGUAGGAAUUAUUCAAGCGCGUUGUUCAUGCUGUCUGCUAGAUAACAAUUUCAGAAUAAUCUGCAGAUCUCUAUGAUUAUUUGCCUGCUUCGAUCGUAAAUAUCUGGAUAUUUUUUUCAAGCAUUCUAUUACUACAUAUAAAUCUACAUCUCUCUAGAUCGAGUGUUGCCGACGUUUAAUUGUAAAAUUUUUAAGUAAGAAUGAGCCAGCAGUAAUUUGACGAGUAGGCUUCCUGCAAAUUUCCCUUGAUGAAAUCCCAAGACAUAGCCAGUUGUUUUCGUGAGCAAAAACAACAAAUAUGAAAGAAAAUGUCUUUUUUUUUAGCUUAAUAGUAGCUGUACCCUCUCUUGCAGUCUUCGUCUAAAUUUUGCAAGGUCCCUCCUUAUCUUCUGCCUUGUUCGGUCACUUUCGAAUUCUGAAGCUAGAUCAUUGGCAUCGGGCUCUCCGUCUUCAUUCAUAUUUACAGAGGGGGACCUCAUCAAUAAACCAAUUUUUGUUACGGCAGAUAAGCGGCUGAAGUAUCGAGCGAUUUGCUGCUGUAUCAACCCGUAAGUCGUCUCUUAAACUCGAUAUUUGGGAAGUCACAUUAGAGGCGGUUGCCUUACUAGUUUCCUCCCUUGUCCAGCACACGUCUAGGAGAUAAUUCUCUGCUUUCUGAGAAAAGGUGGCUGAUUUUGGUGUUUUCCAAAGAGUCCAUCCAAAGUCCACUUGGAUAGUUAGGGAUUGUUCGUCAGAAUUUUACCUGAGGUCCGACCUUGAACGUAGCCAUCCCCUAUAGAAUGGCAAGCCGGCCUUAGUCUAUUUCCUCUUGAUCUUAUCAUAGACGGAUUUUUUUUGUCACCUUCACUGUCUUUGUCUUUGUCAGGGUACAUUUGGAUGACAGCCAGUGACUGAAACGACUUGAUACAUCCUUCUUUUAGCAAGAAUAUCUCGCUUUCUUGUUCCGUCUAUGACGGAUUGGGUAUAGUUCUCGCGAUGACCCGCGUUCAGAAAUCUACGAUUAGUUUGCUGAAGGUUUCUAAUUUGAUGAGCCUAGUGAGACCCUGAGGUGCUUCAAACCGUGCCGGUUGGUCUGCGCUAUAAACUUGUCGCAGUUCUUAAGUCAGAGGGAGGAUCGCCCACCUCUAUCUAUGUGAGCGCCUCUACAGUACCUGCGUAUCCCUGAUGUUCAGAUAAGCGCUCUUCUUGCCCUUCUUCCUUAUUCAUUGCCGACUCUAAGAUAGCAGCUACAGUACGCGUUCUAUUUAGGUUUACAGUCACCUUGUCGCCACCAGUAAGACUCGCCACCAGCUUUGAUUUCUUCUGCCAUCUGCAGAUUCAUCUCUCUCUCACUCUAUGUCUCCGAUUUUUAUGAGGAGGAUACUGGCAUUUACGAACCCGAAAGUAUGAAUCUCACACCAAGUUGUGCACGAUAUUUGAGGUACAUCGUGAAAUCGCGGCCUUCGUAAUCUCCAAAUAAGCCAAUACGCGCUAGAAUAAGCUCCAUCUCGGACGAAACGCAUGCUUGGGAUACAUCGACAUUUCUCAAAUGUUUUUUUUUAAGCUGUAUACCCACGAAUUUAGAGGUAUGAGCUGUUGCCGUCCCUGGCCAGCGCGAGAAAAAUAACAUUUGGUUCUACAGUUAGUUGCAAAUGAACAAGACAACUGCACCAUCUUGACUUUAUCAAUUCGAGUGUUAGAUUGAAUUGAGGGCUUUUUAGACACUCGAUUUCUUAUAUGGAAUCACUAUGAAGACGUAAUACAACUGAUACACCUACACUACAAAGGAUUAACAAUGUCUGUUGCGCUGUUACGAGAGGGAGGAAAAUAUUACCGGAAGUGUAAACUCUUUUUAAAAAGAGUUUCAGAGACGUUUCAGAGAUGUCUAUCUUUGAUCGGCUGUCACAAAAAAAUGACCCCUACCUAAAUUUACUAGGAAAAUGAACUUACCAACUCCUUGUUGAAAAAAUUGGAAUUCAUUUGACCGAUACGCCGGUUGUUUCAAUUUUUCUUUUUCCUCGGGCUGCUAUGAAACAGUUCAUAAAUUGACUAAUGUAUAAAGUGUUUUGAAAUACCGUUCGGAAUUGCCUUUUUUUUCUGCGUGCAAAUCAAGGGUAGACAAAGUUUUUAAAACAUUUGACUAGAAUUUCAUGGAGUUCACCUCGAUAAUUUUCGUCGGCCAGAGUCAAGACGCGCCAAGGUAAGCGACAUCGCCCUCCAGUAAAAUAAUUUUCCAAAGAAUAAACGUGGCGAGCGUGAGGAAACGCACAUUUUUUUCAUCAUUGUGAUCAAAGCCCAAUAAUGUACCUAAAUUGGUACUUACGGUAUCAAACCAUUGAUUAUGACAGGGUGAGCUUAGUUUUUCUGUCGAGGUCGACGUGACUUCACAUUAAAAGCAUUUUUGACGGAACAAACUAGUGAGCAUCACUGCACGAACUGAGAAAGUAAAAACUUUUAUUUAUCUCCCACGCGUUUCGUCUGACAAUAGUAGACUUCAUCAAGGAUUUUUUCAAGUAAGAUAAAUAAGCUUGCUCAUAUACAAAUAGUAAAUAAGUUGUCUCUUUGCUAUUGAAGCCAGUGGAUAGAAUUCGCCUGGUGCGCCUACGGUGUUUUCCGGACGUUACAUGUACGAGUACGUGAUCCUUUUGAGGGUCACAGAUUAAGUGUAAAAAUUUCCCCCUCAACAUCACGCAAUGUCUCUAGUUUACAGAGGUCUUAGAACGUUUCAUUAUCAUGGAGUUGCCUUCUGCGGGUAGAAGGCUACAAGCGAAUUUCCCAGGCGUAAUUGCCUUUGAUUUCUCAAUUGAUGUUGUCGCAAACACAGUUUCUGGGAGUCACGAGACAAAAAAACUUAUCAGGACCUAGUUUCAUGUUCUAAUGGAAAUAAAUAGCAAAUAAAAACACAUUUUUUUGAGAAAUAAAGUCACAAAUGACGGGGGUUCUCUGAAACAAAGAGUGAUAGAAAAGGAUUCCAGUUCCAGUUAAUAUUGACUUUUCAUGGCCUACUUCCAAAUCUGAGGGAACGCGCUGAGGGAAUAAAAAAACAUAAAUGUGUGAUAAUGCAAGCAAGAGAAUGAAAUCCAAAUGAAGAAAAAGGAGAAAACAUAGGAACCUGUGUUGCAGCGUGCAGAUAUCUUUUGAACCAGACCCACACACCUAAGCCUGACACCACCCAGAGAAACUCGAAAGAGUCCUGUAUAUGAACUAGCUCGCACGUGCACGGAGGAAAGGCCAUGACAAUCAGCGAAAAUAAUAGCAAAUGCAAAUGAUAUUUGCGGUCAAAAAACAGGAAAAUAAGAUAACAGAAGGAUUAAGAACUUUCUAGAAGUGUCUUCUUGAAAAAAAAAGAUGAACAAUUUUUACUUCUCAUGAAAGGUCACGCAGUAACCCUACAAACACUAUUACUAUACGUGGAAUUUCUUGAUGGUGGAAAGUAAAAAAAACAUUUUACAGUCUUAUUUUCUGGAAACAUGGCGUUGUUAAUGAAUUUAUGGGGCUAUUGAUAUUUCCUAUCAAAUAAGGGGGGCAGAGUUUUCCGUCAUUCGCGGUAUGGAAAAGCUGAAGUUGUUACACUCGGGAACUUGUACGUCAACAAGCAGGCGACAUGUGACUUUAAAAUCUCCUCUCCUGUUACAGUUUCCUUAUUGUAAACUGUGCGAUAAUGAUAAUAGAUGAUCAAAGUAUAGGCUAAUGAAUAUUUUGUUCUGUACAAGAGCCCUAUGUCCUGAUUUUAGUAAAUCUUCAAAGUAAUAAACGAUUGAAGAAAGAAACGCAACGAUUUUCCCAUUGAUUUUUCGUCAACACGUAUCUCUCUAAACGUGAAAUUUUCCAUUCCUACAAAAAAUCUCGAAAGUUUUUCACAUUUUUCACCUUUCUUGAUCAAUCAUCUUGUAUAAAGAGCUAAAAAGUGUAGGUCUAUUUUGUCAAAUGACCGCCUAGAGCAAGAAUUUCGUGACAGGUGUAGUUGAGAGAAACUUGUCACAGUCGCAGAUUUUAAAAGGCAUCCAAGAUAAAAAUACGGUAGUGCCCAAAGAUUUUUUUGAUGAUUUUCAGAGAUGAAAUGAUACGUUAUAAAGGGUAGUUAAGAUUAGUGUUGUAGCUUUCUGGCAACGGGAGAUAUUUGACCUCAAAGUUGUCAAAUAUUUGGAUGAAUCGAAAAGUCUAAAAACACAGUCGUAUAUUUGCCUCUGUUGAUUGACAAGCCGUCAAUCAAACUGACUGAUACUCGCGGUGGCCGUUAACUAAGGAUGUAAAAAUAUGUGUGCAAAUUCUCAAAGUAAUCGGUUAAAUACCAUCGCAGUGAGAGCUUCAUACAUUUUACCUAUUUGAAGCGAUUUCCUUGGUGAAAACCAAGAAAAACUGAGGGGGUGUCUUUCUCCCCCUGGAAAAAACCAAAACAGAAACCAGUCUGUUUUUUUUAGUUUUGGAGUAGACCCUUUAGACUGGCAAAGUCUCAUUGAAAUCGGUGAGGUUGCAUGUAGCACGACUGCCCGGUGCUCUCGUGGACACGCUCUUAAGUUCCUAUCUAACUGUUUAAAAAGAAGGAUCAGGACUUAACGAACUCUUGGUGUUUUUGUGGGAGUUGUUGAUCCCAAUUUAAGUGUUCUUAGAGGUUUCAGUUGUCUUAAAAGCUAAAUAAAUUUAACUGAAACCUAAUAGGGCCUGUUUAUUCUUUCCGUUUAGUUUUUUUGUUUUGUUUUGUUUUGUCUUUUUUUUCUUCUGGUUUGUAAUGAUUUCAAUGGUUUCAGGUUCUUUUCUCAGAAUUGAGCUACAGUAAUAGUAUGCGUCUUUGUGUUGUUGCCUACAGGAGCCACUGCUUGUGUUGAAUUGAAGAGAUUUGAAGAAGCAAUCACUUGGUGUGAUAAGGGACUAGCUGUAUCCUUUGAAGUAAUCUUUCAUUUUUAA